Molecule: messenger RNA, 1799 nt
Organism: Drosophila simulans
Lineage: Eukaryota; Metazoa; Arthropoda; Insecta; Diptera; Drosophilidae
Gene: Qsox3
Product: sulfhydryl oxidase 1
Exons: 1
Coding region: 30-1724 (564 amino acids)
Biological process (GO): protein folding
Cellular component (GO): Golgi membrane
Molecular function (GO): protein disulfide isomerase activity; flavin-dependent sulfhydryl oxidase activity
Source: RefSeq, a predicted model, not a curated record
GUGCAUAUUAUCAUCGGUCUUGAGUUAAAAUGGUUUGGCUUUUCAGGGUACCGUAUUUACCGUACAUUAUCCUUAUCCUGCUUAUACAGGAAGGACAUUCUCAGAAGAGAUGUCUUGAUGAAGAGCCACCUCUGUAUUCGAAGGAGGACAAUGUUCAUGUUGUGGUCGGUGCCAGUUUGGAAAAGAUGCUAGUUGAACCAGCCGUGGGAAAGUUGGUGCAGUUCCUGAACAGCUACUGUGGAAACUGCAGGAGAUUUGCAAAAACGUUUAGAAAAAUGGCUGUCGAUCUGCAGAAGUGGAACCGGGUACUCCGGAUAUAUGCGGUUGACUGUGCCCGUUUGGAAAAUGUGGAAUUGUGUCGAGAUUUUCGCAUAACACAGACGCCUACAAUUCGCUAUUUUCCCUCCAAAUUUCAAAGGAUACGUCACGGAACUGGCACAGAUAUUGAAACAAAAAUUCCAUCUGAAAUCGUCGACCAGCUCAUCGAAAGUCUGUCCGGAAACGACUACAGUGAAAGCAAAGGUGUGAAGCCCAUCUUUGAUCCCAUAGAGCCAGAUAACAAGCUGAAUGAUAUCUUCGCACAGUUCGACAACAAGGUAUCAUACAUUUUUCUGGUCCAUCCAGUCGAUAUUGGAAUAGAAACGAUUCUCAACAUGCUUCCGUAUCCGGAAGUGGGAGUGCGGAUUAUCAAGGAUGCAGAAAUGUUCGCCAACUUCGGACUGAAGCCGUGUAAACAAAUGGUAGCCCUUCUAGAUAAAUCUGGUAAAGCCCAACUAAUCAAGCCUGUCGGUGGAAGUAGCUCUGCUUACGUGGAAAGCGUUGCUGGGCUUCUGCAUCAAAAUGGGCACACAAGUAUGCCCACAUUGCCACCAGCAGAACCCGAAUAUAACCUUUCGGAGGGACACGAUGCUUUUAUUGUGGACUAUGUGCAGAACUCAACCAAGGUGCUCUUUCAAGCCGACUUGGAGCAAGCCAUCUACCAGUUGUUGCAUGUUGAGAUCCCGAAAACGGCUUUUAUAAGUGGCUUCAAAUUUAAGGCUCUUCGUCAUAUAAUUCGCUUGUUUCGCCGCUUCAAUGUUCUAAACAGAGACGGAAGGCGAAUGCUGAACAGCCUAGUGAAUCACCUAUUUGAGGUCACUGAAAUUACGGGAGAGGAGUUCCGGAAUGUAGUGGAUGAUCUGCAAACCAGGUUGGAUCCCAUCUUUGCGGAACAACAAUACGUCGGCUGCUUGGGCUCUACGCCGCAUACUCGACGGUUUAGCUGCUCCUUGUGGACACUGUUCCAUUACAUCACCGUCUUGGCGGCCCAGAUGAAGGUAUACCCGCCCAGCUCCGUGACAAUUGGACUUUACGGACUUGCCAAGUUCUUUUACGACUGCAAAGAUAGUUCCAUGUACUUCAUAAAGCUGGCGAAGCGUAGGGAUAUUGCGAAAGUUAAGUCCCAUGACGAGGAGAUCCUAUGGUUGUGGGAGGCCCAUAACGAGGUGAAUGAAAAACUAGCUGGAGACGCCUCGGGGGACCCACGGUUUCCCAAAGUCCAGUUUCCGGAGCGAAAGCAUUGCCCGGACUGCUAUAGUACAGAUUCAGGUGAAUUUGAUAGAGAUGAGGUGCUUAAAUACCUAAAACGCGUAUAUGAUUUAAGUUAUUUAAGCGGCGAUGAAGAACGACAUUCAAGAAAAGCAAAUAAUUGUAAACCAAAAAAAAAAACAUAUUUAGUGAAGUAAUUGUUAUUAUUAUUAUGCUUAUGAAGCAAUUUUAACUUGAAUUUUUUCCGAUAUAUACACACCACUUAAAAUAUA